Molecule: messenger RNA, 2244 nt
Organism: Colias croceus (clouded yellow)
Lineage: Eukaryota; Metazoa; Arthropoda; Insecta; Lepidoptera; Pieridae
Product: clavesin-1-like
Exons: 6
Coding region: 252-1148 (298 amino acids)
Cellular component (GO): membrane
Molecular function (GO): phosphatidylinositol bisphosphate binding
Source: RefSeq, a predicted model, not a curated record
ACAAAAAAUACAUCCGAAGCAAAUACGCAUUGUUUUGUUUGUAGCGUCGCUUCGAGAUAACGCAUUCGUCUCGCGGCUAUCGGAGAAGUGAACGUGUUUUUAAUUCCAAUUUCAAAUACAACCUCUUUUAAUGAAACUGGUGCUUUAUAAAAAAGAAAACUCUGUAUUAUCUGUGGUUUGGCAGUUUGAGGUGACAGUGUUUUUGGCGGGAAAGGGGAAUUUUUAUAAUGUAAUUGGAGCUAAAUACAAAGAUGCCGUUUAUAGACAUCGCCUUCCAAGCUGAGAUUAGCCGCUUCGAGGACACGGAGUUCGAAGAGGUGGCCCGGAGGAACUGCGGAGAGGACCCCGAUACGAGGCAGCAGGCUAUAGAGGAGCUUAGAAGCAUGAUAUUAGAGCGAGGCAUGUGUAACCCACGUCGUAUGGAUGACGCCUAUCUACUGCGGUUUCUGCGAUGUCGCCGGUUCAUUCCCGCCCUUACACAUAAAUUGAUGGUACGAUACGAGGAAUUCCGCAGAAAGAACUCCUAUCUAUACGACUGCAACGCAUUCGGUCUGCAAAAAGUGAAACAUGUAUACGGAGGCACAUUACCCGAUAGUCCAGAUAAUGGCAGGAUCACGCUUAUGAGGUUCGGUAGGUGGAACGUAGAAGAAGUCCCCAUAGAGGACGUAGUACGAUGUGCGCUAUUGAUGGACGAAAUAGCGGCAAUGCAGCCUCGCCUGCAGAUCCUGGGAGUCACCAUAAUUGUGGAUCUGGAAGGCCUGGGCAUGAGGCAUGUACGGCCCCUCACUAGGACGGUUGCUGGCCAGAUUGUAGCUUUAAUGGGGGUAUCAUUCCCAAUCCACAUCCACGCGGUCCACGUGAUCAACUACAACUGGAUCCUCAGUAGCUUCUUUAGUCUUUUCAAGCAAUUUAUUCCCGCAGCUGCUUGGGCUAGACUCCACUUCCAUGGCCACGAUAUGUCCUCCCUUCACAAACACAUAGAUCCUGAAUACCUCCCGCAGGAGUAUGGAGGAAGGUGCCAACACGUGAUCAGUACUGAGGAGUGGCUUCGGAAGAUCAAUAUGUAUAAAGAUGAGUUUAUGGCUCAGGAAUUAAGAGCGCUAGGCUUCACGGUCGAUGAUACUAAAAGUGAGUGCAGUGAUGUGUAGGAAAGUUUCGGACAAUAAUGCAGGAAUUUGGUAGUUUUGGUAAAUUUACGUUUGGACAAUGUCUUUGCAGGAACGAUAUUUAGUAAUUUUAGUAAAUUCAGGUUUGGAACGAUGGUGUGGAAAGUUAGGAGGAUAAAUUUUAAGUUUGAAAUAUGAAUAGAACUUUAUGUAGGGCAUUUUCUGAGAAAUACCUAUUUACAACGCGCUUUAUAAGCGUUUAACACGAACACUAAGUAAAUUAUUAAUUUGGAUACACAUUCAGUUUUAAUUGUUAAGGUCAUUUCCUGUCUGAGGAGUAUCUGUAACGUAUUGUUUAAGAUUAAACCAAUUAUAUGUGUUAUUGAGGCAUCUAUUACAAUUUACAAACGCUUUAAUAAUAUAACUAUGUACAAACUGGGCAUUUACGAUUUUAAUAAGAGACUAUAAGAAAAUAGAGUUACAAUACCAUUUGUUAUAAUAUAUAGGUUUUAGUAAGAAACUAAUACUAAACAAAUAACAUUUCAAAUAAUAUACUUAAGUCCAAUUAAUCAAAUAUUACUGUAAGGGGACGUGAUUACUACUGCCAAAUUAAUGGUCAUCAAAAAUAUUCUUCGCAAAAUUGAGUAGGAUCUGGACAGUUUUUAAAAAACGUUUCAGUAACCUAAAACUGAACAAAAUUUGGCUUCAUAUGACUUCUGGUAUAUUAUAAGCUUCUGACUUCUUCCUACAUAUAGAGAAGUAUUAAAAUAGUUGUCACAAUCUUAUAAAAAACAUCAGAGAUCAUUAUGCCGGAUUGUAGACGACCAAGAAAAAAUUUUAUACUAAUAAUUGUAUUGUAUAGUAAAAAUAAUACUGACUCCUAAGUGUCGGACAGCUCUCUUUUGUAGUAAGUAUGUUGUAUUGAUGGAUACUUUAUAGAAUUGUUUACAAAAUAGAGGUAAGGUCCAGUUUUAUAAACUUAGAAAUAUUUUAGUAGUUAUGUAGUAAUAAGUUUUGAUCCUCAAAACGUUACUAGUAAUUUUAGACUGGGAUAUCCUAAGAUCGGUGAUAAAACGCAUUUUGAUACUCAUAAUAUUUUAUUUGUAUAUUAAAUGUGAAUAUAUGAUUUAAUAAUGUA